Messenger RNA from Triticum dicoccoides, 3741 nucleotides. RefSeq lists its product as uncharacterized. Lineage: Eukaryota; Viridiplantae; Streptophyta; Magnoliopsida; Poales; Poaceae. The coding region runs from base 2235 to 3533 and encodes 432 amino acids. Gene Ontology annotation, molecular function: protein binding. The transcript has 4 exons. The record is from RefSeq and is a predicted model, not a curated record.
ACUAUAACGAUAUUAGAUUUAUAUAUCACUAUGCUACCUGAAUGUAUGAGUGAACUGCAAUCGGCUGCAAUCCUUGGUAGCUGUGAUUCUGUUCCAACUUACAAUGGUUGCACUUUUAAUUCUCCAGCACACAACUUUGUUUCUAGUAUCUGAUUCCUUUAUAUCUUUAUUAUGUGCAUACUUUGUAAAACUAUUUUUCCUGGAACCAGCAACAUCUUGUGUCUCAUUUACCCUGAUUACUACGGUGAAAACACCUUUGAAGCCAUUGCAGCUUGUCCUUAGCCUAGCUGCCUAGGGCUACUAGCACAUCCAAGGAAAGUGGUUUGAACCUGGGUUGCUUGGUAGCACGGCCAUGUGUUUUACCAUUAAGCUACCCAGUGAUUCCACCAGCUACUAAAUAUAAUAUAAUUGAUGUAAUGUGUGUACUACAUAUAAUAUAUAUUUGAUAUAUAUUUGUGCUAACUGAAACAAGAAACUCGUCCUAUACUCUGAUAUUACCAAUUUAUCAUAGUUCUGGAUCAAAAAAGCUGGGUAAUGUUCAAUAUACUAGGAUGAGCUAGAAGACAAUGCUCAACAUGAGUUAUUGUAAUAAACUUCAAUCUAGGAUAAGUAUCUAAACUUCGCUGCAAUGCAGCAACUAGUUCUACAAUCUUAGUCUUCUCCAGCAUCUGCAACUUCGCUUUGAAGAUGCCAAACCUCGGAUGUCUUAUGCAAGUGUGCUUUAACCAUGUGUUGUACUUGCAUAUGAAUUGCACAUUUCCUCCACUUCCUGUAGUUUUCUCUACAAUGUCCCCAUGACUCCUCAAAGGCUUCGUCUGUAGAUCAUUGGCUGCCACUUGCUAAAACAAUAUAUGGAGCAGCUUCAGAGAUGGCAAAAGGCCGGGCCAAGCAGAUUUUAUCUUUUCUUGUAUCUCCGCCUUCUUCUCCCAAACCACCCUCUUCUCCGAUGCACGCAAGAUGUAGAGGAAGGUAACUGGAGGAAUGAGAGGACAAGAGUCUUGGGUCAUGCACUAGUGUCUGAUGCAGAUCUAUGACAGACUUGUGACGUGCAUUUUUUUCCUGUUCCUUUUUUCUCAUUAUCACCCCGAAGAAAGACGAUGCCUCCUCUGCCCUGGAUUUUAGGCCGGUAAGCCUAAUGCGCAGUAUCAUGAAUAUUUUUGGUAAAUUGCUCGCCUCUCGGCUCGCCCCAGAGUUGCAUUCUUUAGUUUCGGCGGGGCGGAGUGCGUUCGUUAGAAGAUCCAUUCAUGACAAUUUUCUUUUCGUCAAGAGUGUUCUGAAAGAAGUCACACCAAGAAGAAACCUUUGCUUUCGCAAAGCUCGACUUUGCCGUGGCUUUAGACUUGGUCCGUUGGGAUUAUCCUAUCGGAGUUCUCAAUGCUUUUGGUUUUAGCUCCAAAUUGAAGGACUUGAUUUCCCUAGUUCUUGCCACCUCCUAUUCUCGAGUACUGCUAAAUGGUGAUCCAAGAAGGCUUUUUAUGCACAGGAAAGGUCUGAGACAGGGGAUCCCUUAACCCCAAUGCUUUUUAUUCUUGCUCUGGAACCUCUUCAAAAGAUCUUUUUUUUUCACUCUGCUAUGGAAAAUGGCCUUCUUUUCCCUGGUCAUGCAAAGAGCUGCUAAGAGGAGGACCAGUUUUUAUGCUGAUGAUGCAGCGCUGUUUAUAAAUCCUGUUGAUGGUCUCAGGUCUUCUAAAUUUCUAUGGGGCUCUGUCUGGGCUGAAAGUGAAUCUCGGCAAGUGUGUUGCUUAUUAUCCCAUAAGAUGUGAGAACCUUGAUACCAGUGACAUCUUAUCUGCUUUUGGAGGACGGGUGGGCUCCCUGCCUUGCAAGUAUUUGGUCCUCCCCCUACCUACCAGAUUGCGUAGGCGAGUUGAAUUAGAGCCCUAGUAGAUAAGAUUGCUGACAGGCUAAAGCCCUGGAAGGGAAAGCUCCUGGACAAAAUGGGUCGCCUCACUCUGGUAGUCUGGUUAACUCGGUGCUUAUUACUUCACCAUUUUCACACCUUCCAAGUGGCAUAUCAAAAAGAUUGACAAAAUCCGUAGAAGCUUUCUUUGGUGCGGUGAUGAGGAAUUGAGGAUGCUAAAGGAGGGAAGUGUUUGGUCAACUGGACUAAGGAUAUCUGGCGUCAUAUAUGCUCCUUUUUGCCACUGAAAGAUGCUGCGCGUGCUGCGAGCGUGUCUCACUCCUUUAAACGUUUCUGGAGGUGCCGGCCCAACCUCACCUUCAGUAAGAAAACAAUGGGCUACAAGAAAAAUGCACGUAGGCGGAGAAUAACAACAAGAGAUUACAACAGUAGAGUUGACCAUAUUCUGAGAAACCACUUAGGCACUGGUGUGAAGACACUCAGGCUUAAAUUGUAUGGUAUUUACAAUGCCAACACCAGAAAUUGUCUUGAUAGUUGGCUCCAGAUUGCUGUUAAACCAGGCAUAGAAGAACUCAGCCUCAUACUUUCAAAUAUCGACCAUUUAUCAAACGAAGCAAUCUACGAGUUUCCAUGCUCACUUUUAUCUAAUGGCAGUGAAAACACCAUUCGUGAGCUAGACCUUUUAGGUUGCGCCUUCCGCCCCACGGUAGGAAUCGGUUGCACGGGAAGCCUGACGAGUCUAUGUCUGUCUUGUGUGAAUAUUGAGAGUGAUGAGUUGGGGUUCCUUCUUUCCAAUUCUCUGGCUUUGGAGCGAUUGGAACUCAAUGAUUGCAGUGAGAUAUUUUCUAUAAAGAUACCUUCCCUGCUGCAGCGCCUCAGCUACGUGAUGGUGUCCGGUUGUUCCAUGCUGCAAGUGAUUGAAAGCGAGGCUCCAAAUAUCUCCAGUUUUCACUUUUUCCAUGAUGAUGAUGUUUUUCAUGAUGACGAUGUUGAUCAACAAGUACAGCUAUUUCUUGGAGAAUCACUGCAGAUGAAGGAAAUCUUCAUAUCACAUUCCUGCGUUCUUCAUUAUGCUCUCGUCGUGCUCACAUCCAGUAUGCCGAAUCUUGAAACUCUUACUAUGCAUUCGUAUUACGAGAUGGUCAGUACACCAACGCUAGCAAGCAAAUUCCUCCACCUCAAGUAUUUGAAUAUUUCUGUAUUUGGAUGGAAGUUUGCCUCGGCACCUCGGUAUGCGGACUAUGAUCUUUUCUUGCUGGUUUCUUGUCUCGACGCAUCUCCUUGCUUGGAGACUUUUAACCUAGAUGUACCAAUGAGACGCCGGGAGCAUGACUCAAUUUUUGAAGACCCCCCCUCACAAUUGGGGCGGAUUCCAGGACAAUGCUAUGCCAAUCUUAGGCAUGUGAAGAUCACUAAAUUCCGCUCCACAAAGUUAUUGGUUAAGCUCACAUGUCAUAUUCUUGACAGCACACCCUCGUUCGAGUGCCUCACACUGGACAUAACUGAUGGUGGGCCGACUUGUUCCGAGAUUGACAGAUGCUUUGUGGGUAAAGAAACUUUUAUGGAAGCCCCUAAAGCGCUUGCGGCUAUCCAGACUUACGUCGAGGGAAAAGUUCCCUCCACGGCUAAGUUGAAUGUCGUGGAGCCUUGCAGCCGAUGCCCUGCCCUUUGACUUGCAAGGGAGCUAAGUUGGGGCGUUCCUGAUGAAGAAUGCAGCGAUGAGUGACAACAUGUCCCUUGUAUAAGGUUGUGUUGAGACUAGUUGUGUCCUUGGUUUUAGGCUUUUUGUUAUUAUAGUAUAUAAGGUUGUGUUGAGACUAGUUGUACAGCUGAGAUAUGGUAGUUUUGCCCCUUGCGCUGGUUUGUUGUUAUGGAUGUUG